AUGAAGACCGCCGCCAUCUCCACCGUCCUCCUGGCCGCCGCCAGCACCGCCAUUGUCCCACCAAGCAACUUCAAACGCGUAGCCAAACGCGAUUCCCAGGCCCUGCAACUCAGGAAUCUCAACGGGAGGAUCUUCGACGAGUGGUCGCCUGCAACAACCUUCAUAAACUUUGCCUUGACCGAUCCCAACGCAGGGGUUAGCGCUGACUGCGGUGGUAGCUGGUCCGCAGAGCAAGGCAAUUCCCACAAGUGGAACUGCACCGGUAACCAGUACUUGCUCGAUUUUCCGAAGGGGAUUGAUAGUCUCGAGAGCUUCUACAUCAGAGUGUCUUCUCCGGGUGGCUCGCUGAAUGCCCUUGGUCAGGUUGGCGGUGCUAGUUGGCAAUGCAAGGAGCGAACAAAUCAGACGAGUCCGCUUUCGAAAACUUGCAACUGGGUGGGGGUUUAUAACCUUGAAGUCUAA
This is a messenger RNA of Penicillium argentinense, 462 nucleotides long. RefSeq lists its product as uncharacterized. NCBI's taxonomy places the organism in Eukaryota, Fungi, Ascomycota, Eurotiomycetes, Eurotiales, Aspergillaceae. The coding region runs from base 1 to 462 and encodes 153 amino acids. The record is from RefSeq and is a predicted model, not a curated record. The transcript has 2 exons.